AUGAGAAAUGAAGAAGAGUGUACACUUGCAUGGAUUGGCACUCAGAAUGUCUACGAGGCUACAAGACUCGAAACUAUCAAUUGGGUUUACUCAUAUAAGCUGACAAAUCGCAGUAUUGCGAAAGGAAAGGCCCCGAUAAGUUUCGAUAUUAAGAAGCCUCCACUUGAUCCGAUAUUUGAGGCCGAGAUGAAGGAGCUUAGAGAAGCAAUGCGGUUAUCCAAGAUAAAAACUGAGCUCGAAAAGUUGCAUCAAAAUGACCCCAAUUGUAGCAUAAGCGGGACGAAAGAUGUUGAGCCAAGUGAUAACAUCCCUGAAGCAGACACAGAUAAGAGGGGAGAACGAAAGGAAGGUGAAAACCAAGAACAAAAGGAAGGAAACCAGGAAGAUGAGAAGGAAGGACAUCAAGUUGAAAAGGAGGACGGAGAUGAAGAAGAAGAAAAAGAAGGCAGUGAAAAUGAAUCAGAGAAAGACGAUGAGGACGAAGAAGAUGAUGAAGAGGGAAAUGAUGACAGCAAUCGAGAUACAAAUGAUGAUGAAGAAAGUGAUGAAAGUUCAGAUAAUGACAAUGAUCCCGGUAAUGAAGGUGUUGUUGUUAUACGAACCUCCGAUGUGAAAAACGAAAAAGACUCUGAGCCAUAA
Ipomoea nil (Japanese morning glory) is the source of this 639-nucleotide messenger RNA. Its product is annotated as glutamic acid-rich protein-like. Bases 1 to 639 code for a protein of 212 amino acids. The record is from RefSeq and is a predicted model, not a curated record. The transcript has a single exon. NCBI's taxonomy places the organism in Eukaryota, Viridiplantae, Streptophyta, Magnoliopsida, Solanales, Convolvulaceae.